AUGAAGUUCUCCCUCGCUUUGGUAGCUGCCUACGCUGCUUCCGUUUCUGCCAGAACCUUCUACGAAACAAACACCCACUACGUUACCGUUGACGCUGACGGUAAGCUUGUUGGCGGCAGUCAGGCUACUGCCGUUGCUGCUUCUGGCAACGACGACAACGACAACCAAGGCGACGACAAUGACCAGGGCGAUGCUGUCCUGAUUGUCACCCAGGGUUUCAUCAACACCAGUGGUUUCGGCUUUGACUCCUCCACCGAGGCUGCCACCUCCUCCGAGCCACCAGCCACCACCGUGACUCCACCAUCCUCUCCUUCCUCGUCGAAGUCGUCCGCUUCUUCCUCCCCCAGUUCCGAUGUUUCUGGUUUCGAGAAGGACAUCUUGGAUGCCCACAACUCUAGAAGAUCCAAGCACUCUGCUCCAGCCUUGAGCUGGUCUGACGAGCUUGCCAGCUACGCCCAGAACAUGGCCGACAAGUACACCUGCGGUUCUUCCUUGCAGCACUCUGGCGGCAAGUACGGUGAGAACUUGGCUGUUGGUUACGGCGGUGGUGAGGCCACUGUCAAGGCCUGGUACGACGAGGGUGAGGGCUACGACUACUCCAGUGCCACCACCUUCAACCACUUCACCCAGGUUAUCUGGAAGAGCUCUACCGAGUUGGGUUGCGCCAAGAAGGACUGUAACGGCAGCCCUUACGUUGUGUGUGAGUACUCUCCAGCCGGUAACAUGGUUGGCCUGGGUACGGAGAACCUUUCUUCAAACUAA
Messenger RNA from Candidozyma pseudohaemuli, 762 nucleotides. RefSeq names its product CAP domain-containing protein. The record is from RefSeq and is a predicted model, not a curated record. The coding region runs from base 1 to 762 and encodes 253 amino acids. NCBI's taxonomy places the organism in Eukaryota, Fungi, Ascomycota, Pichiomycetes, Serinales, Metschnikowiaceae. The transcript has a single exon.